Arabidopsis thaliana (thale cress) is the source of this 1164-nucleotide messenger RNA. RefSeq names its product Toll-Interleukin-Resistance (TIR) domain family protein. The transcript has 3 exons. Bases 1 to 1164 code for a protein of 387 amino acids. The record is from RefSeq and is marked reviewed. Gene Ontology annotation, biological process: signal transduction. Lineage: Eukaryota; Viridiplantae; Streptophyta; Magnoliopsida; Brassicales; Brassicaceae.
AUGGCAAUUCUAUCUCGCCCCGUCAAUCAAGUUUUCAUCAACUUCCGGGGAAAGGAUAUUCGCCACGGCUUUGUCAGUCAUCUUAAAGAUGCCUUGAAAAGAAAAAAUAUCAACUUCUUCAUCGAUACACAUGAACAAAAGGGAAGAGACCUGAACCACCUCUUUAAACGGAUUGAAGAGGCCACGAUCGCGCUGGUCAUCUUAUCCCCAAGGUAUGGGGAAUCAAAAUGGUGUUUGGAAGAACUGACGACAAUCAUGGACCAAGAAGAAAAAGGGCAAAUGAUUGUCAUCCCAAUCUUCUAUAAAGUGAGAACGGAAGACGUGGAGAAACAAACGGGAGAGUUCGGCCAUAUGUUUUGGAGUUGCGAUGAAGAAGCAAGUCUUGAAGAGAUGGAGAAAUGGCAAGUGGCUUUGAAGGCUGUGUGCAACAAAAUUGGACUCACGUUGGAUCUUAAAAGAUCCGAGGCCAAAUUUAUCAAGAAGGUUCUGAAGGCGGUUGAGGAAGUUUUAACCACUAUUCAAUCUGAUGAAGCAAAAGAAGGCAACUGUGUGGAGGAUGUUGAAACAUUUAACGUUCCACUGACUCUGCCUUGGUCAUGGUUUAGCUCGGCGGUUGAGCUAAUUGGUGCAAUUCUCGGCUUACUCGCUGAGACUGUUCACGCUGAUGAAGGAAGAAGAGAAGCUGAUUUUGUGAAGAAAGUGAAAACACUUAAUGUUCCACUGGCUUUGCCAUGGUUAUGGUUUGGCUCGGCGGUUGAACUAAUUGGUGCAGUGGUCGGCUUACUCAUUAAGGCUGUUCAAUCUGAUGAAAGAAAAGAAGAUGGUUGCGUGAAGAAAGUGAAAACAUUUAACAUUGCACUGGCUCUGCCAUGGUUAUGGUUUGGUUCGGCGGUAGAGCUGAUUGGUUCAGUGCUUGGCAUCAUUAACACUGUUCGUUCUGGUGAAGGAAGAGAAGAUGAUUGUGUGAAGAAAGUGAAAACAUUUUACGUUCCACUGGCUCUGCCAUGGUUAUGGUUUGGCUCUGCGGUUGAGCUGGUUGGUGCAGUGCUCGGCUUACUAAAUGAAAUUGUUCACAAGUGUGCCUCACCAACCAUGGUUAUUCUUGCUAGUCAAGUUGGCUCUGUUGUGGCUAUUUCGAGCCGUUGGGCUGAUAAGUCUGUCUGA